Molecule: messenger RNA, 705 nt
Organism: Aureobasidium namibiae CBS 147.97
Lineage: Eukaryota; Fungi; Ascomycota; Dothideomycetes; Dothideales; Saccotheciaceae
Exons: 3
Cellular component (GO): membrane
Source: RefSeq, a predicted model, not a curated record
GACUAUACCUCGCGCUUCGCAACUUCAUGGUUCCUCUCGCCUCUUCAACUGGCUAUAUGGCGUGCGAUCGUUGCAAUUUAUGCUUUUCUGGUCAUCUUUAUCAUCCUGGGUCACGAGGGCAGCAGAGCUGCUGGCCAGUCUUUCAGUUAUUUCACUGUCCUCGGCUAUUGGGGACUGGCGUUUUAUUACGCCGUAUCUUGCGCCCACUCUUUGAGUUUCUGGCUUCAUGGCGAGUCCUGGCUGCAAAAGUGGCCGAGAUCUCUUCAGUGGUUGCAUUCAGUAUUUUAUGCCACUGUCACGGUAUUUCCAUUCGUUGUCACCGCCGUGUUCUGGGGCGCUCUUUCGAAUGGAGCUUUUUCGAAUGAGUGGACAACUUGGUCCAACAUCAGCCAGCAUGCACUCAACUCUGUCAUGGCGUUUGCAGAGAUUGUGAUCCCUCGCACGCAGCCGCAUCCUUGGCUGAACAUCCUUCCUAUUGUCAUCUUGCUCGCACUUUACCUCGGACUUGCCUAUCUCACACAUUCGACCCAGCACUUCUAUGUGUAUCCCUUCUUGGAUCCGAGAAAUGGAAGGGGCCUGAUUGCUGGAGCUUGUAUCGGUAUCCUGGCCGCUGCAGUGGUUGUCUUUGUCAUCGUCCACUUCUUGAUCAAGUUGCGCGAGUGGAUCACAGAGACCAAACUUGGGCUCUAUGGAAAUCUCUCCACU